Mycotypha africana is the source of this 1012-nucleotide messenger RNA. RefSeq names its product 60S ribosomal protein L11. The coding region runs from base 174 to 713 and encodes 179 amino acids. Gene Ontology annotation, cellular component: cytosolic large ribosomal subunit; ribosome. Lineage: Eukaryota; Fungi; Mucoromycota; Mucoromycetes; Mucorales; Mycotyphaceae. Gene Ontology annotation, molecular function: RNA binding; structural constituent of ribosome. The transcript has 2 exons. The record is from RefSeq and is a predicted model, not a curated record. Gene Ontology annotation, biological process: translation.
CCGGACCGGACUGGAGAAAGUCUAUUCGUGGGUUUUGGCUCUACACCAAACACAGCACCCAAAUUUUCCAGUUUCAAAGAAAGGGGGGAAAAAUAGGCAGAGGAUAUGCAAUUGAAUAAACAGCUAAAUCCAAAGAUCUCCCUCUUUUUACUUCGAUAUCGUCAGACUACACUAUGAGCGCCGAAGAACAGAAGGUCACCAAGAACCCUAUGCGUAACCUCAAGAUUGAAAAGUUGGUUCUCAACAUUUGUGUUGGUGAAUCCGGCGAUAGAUUGACUCGUGCUGCUAAGGUGCUCGAACAAUUGACUGGUCAAACUCCCGUCUACUCCAAGGCCCGUUACACUGUCCGUACCUUCUCUAUCCGUCGUAACGAAAAGAUUGCUGUUCACGUCACUGUUCGUGGUCCCAAGGCCGAAGAAAUCCUUGAACGUGGUUUGAAGGUUAAGGAAUAUGAACUCAAGGCUCGUAACUUCUCUGAAACCGGUAACUUCGGUUUCGGUAUUGACGAACACAUUGAUUUGGGUAUCAAGUAUGAUCCCUCUAUUGGUAUCUACGGUAUGGAUUAUUAUGUUGUUAUGGGUCGCCCUGGUUUCCGUGUUUCUCGCAGAAAGCACUGUAAGGCCAAGGUUGGUACUAACCACCGUAUCACCAAGGAAGAAGCUCAAGAAUGGUUCAAGCAACGUUUCGAUGGUGUUAUCUCUUACAAGAACUAAAUUAACUGACUAUGAAUCUUCUCCUUCACCUCACUACUACUAUUUCGGCUUAAAAUAAAAAGUUUAUGCUCCUAUAUUUUAUUGCACCACCAAUUCACUGUACAUGGGGCGUUUCAUUGCUUGGAGCUAUGAGUUUUUGCUGGGUAAUUAUGUUUGCAGGUGAGGAAACCUGAUUCAUUUGCAUUUUCGGUAGUCGGAGGAGGCAAGAUGUUAUUAGAGGCGACUGAGAUCUUGUAUAAGCAUUCCAAUCAUUUGAGCAUCGAGGGAUAUAAUUAGAAAGUGUAACUUUUUAGCUGAUA